Messenger RNA from Botrytis deweyae, 877 nucleotides. RefSeq lists its product as uncharacterized. Bases 1 to 756 code for a protein of 251 amino acids. Lineage: Eukaryota; Fungi; Ascomycota; Leotiomycetes; Helotiales; Sclerotiniaceae. The record is from RefSeq and is a predicted model, not a curated record. The transcript is spliced from 4 exons.
AUGAAGCUGCAACUUGCUUUUCUUGCUGGUGUCGUAGCUCUCAGCAAGGCCUCUCCUUAUUCCACAUCAGUGAAAGCUCGUCACUUUGAUGAGCCUGGAAAUCCAGAUCAGCCCGAUAAAUCAUAUGGCUGUAACUGCACUGGUACAACUCCAGGUCCGCUGCCGGCCUCCGCUCAAUAUAUCUGCUAUGACUGGAGACUUGGACCGAAAACGCUUCCAAAAUAUCUUCCUCUCUCCAGCGAGCUAUCAUCUUAUGAUAGAUUUGGUGGACUAACACCCGGAGAAUUUCUCAAAAUCUGGUGGGAUCCUCAACUCAAUCCUCCAUACGGGAGUUUCAGAUACCCAGGGGAUGUAACACCAGGGGACCAAGGCUUUUCAGUCGACAUAAAUGGGAAACCCAUCAGCGGGUUUGUAGAACUGCCGCCAGACACCUAUCUAGACAGGUUUGGAAAAGAGACUGGAAUGUUUCUAUCUUCCGCCGAUACGCCCUAUUCCCAAAGAUCACUACCACCUUCGAAUCUGAACAAUCGACCUGAUGAUCCAGGAUUCCCAAACGACUAUCAUGUCUAUCGAACUACUCAAAAGCUGAUACUAAAUGCUGGGCCUAUUGCUCCUUGGUUUGGUCAGCCGGGACUUGGAACGCAAUUCUAUUCAGGUCCUCGGACUAUUGCGGAAUUGAUAGGCAAUAAGACCUUGGAGAGGGUUGACCCUUCUGUUUUGAUCUCCAACAGACAGCAACAAGGCUGUGGCUACUAGACGUACUCAACUGCCGGGCAUUUCGUUUCCGCGAUUUCAACCAUUUUUCUUCGUUGUCAAUCCAUCAUAAUACUAAAUUAAUUAUAAUACAUAUUAAUGAUCAAGGAUUAGUCUUCCAAUC